Messenger RNA from Penicillium riverlandense, 540 nucleotides. Its product is annotated as haloacid dehalogenase type II. NCBI's taxonomy places the organism in Eukaryota, Fungi, Ascomycota, Eurotiomycetes, Eurotiales, Aspergillaceae. The record is from RefSeq and is a predicted model, not a curated record. The transcript has 2 exons. The coding region runs from base 1 to 540 and encodes 179 amino acids.
AUGGCGCCCAUUAAAGCUUUUUGGUUCGAUUUCAUGGGCACUUCCCUCGACUGGCAUUCGAGCAUCGUGGCGGCUCUGCCUACCGAGCUCCCUGAAUCUAAAAGAUCAAUAUUCGCGAUGGAAUGGAGGCAAGCUUACUUUGACGAAAACAUCAAACACUUGAGCGAGGGCAAACCGGUGGAAGACUUCGACGAAACUCAAUGGCGGGUCCUCGAGUCUACGCGACUGCAGUUGGGUCUUGUCAAGUCCGCUGGGUUACGCUACGACAUGGUAUUCUCAAGUGAGUUACUGGGUUUCUAUAAGCCUUCACCGGAAAUUUAUCAAAAAGCCAUGAAGCUCCUGAAACUCAAUCCUGAUGAGUGUGUGAUGGUGGCCGCCCACACAAGCGAUCUGAAAGGUGCCAAGGCCGUUGGGAUGAAAACGGUGUAUGCGCACAGAUGGACGGAUGAUAUCAAAGAAGAUCAAGAAACAAUUCGGAGGGAGAACGAUGGCUAUUUGUCCGACAUGCACGAUUUAGAUGAUGUCAUUGCCAGCUUUUGA